CCGUUCGCCUCGAAGCUGUAGAAGUGACAUGAAAGUUUUGUUUUGUCAGUAUUUAUAGUUCCUCCAGUGUGCGUUGCGAUGGAUGUAGAUAAAGAAAAGAGGAAUUCAGAAACACUCGGAAACCUCUCGUCAUCAAGAGGUUAUCCAAGGGGACCCUGGCACAGUACUCCUGUGAAAAAGAAUCUUUUUGGUCCUAAUGAAACCCCUGAGGUUUCCUCUGCCAAACUGAGAGACGUAAACAGAACAAGACUUGCCGGCUUUACUCCUCAAAACCUCUCAAAACCUUUGCCCUACAUCUCAUCACAAGAUUUCCAGACACCAGUUAAAGGAUUAGAGAUCUCCACCAUGCAGAGGCAGAGACUGGAGCUACAACUGUUGAUAGCAGAACUGAAGGAUCGUGACCAGGAGCUCAACGCCAUGGCUGCAGCCCAUCAAAAGCAGCUUCUCUCCUGGGAGCAGGACCGUCAGAGAGUUCUGAUACUGGAACAGAGAUGUGCCAGGCUGGAGGAUGAGCUCCAGAAGCGUAAUGAGAUGAUCAGAGCUCUUAGCAAGAACACGAAGGUGGUGGAAGCGAGAGAGAAGGACGCUUAUCGAGAACUCAACAGCACUCAACAGCAGCUACACGAGCUGAAUCAGACGCAACUGAAUACCAGCAGACACCAGCAAGACCUGGAGGAGAAGAACCAGAGUCUGAAUUCGACUAUCAUGAGGUUGUCAUCACAAGUGGGACACCUGCAGGCUCGAGAGGAGGAACUCGGUACAACGCUCAGGCUGAAGGACAAAGAUAUGAUUGAGGCAACCAGUCACAUUUUAGAGCUCUCUGGUCGUCUAUGUGAACUUGAGAAAUCACUGGAUGAUCUGCGAACGCGUGAGAGCAAAGCGCAGCGAGAGACAGACGAGCACAAAAACUGUUUCAGAGAGAGCAGACACGAGAACACACAGCUGAAGGCGGAACUUCGGGAGAAAACCAUGGAGAAUAACAGACAGACAGAAGAACUCAUUCGCUUGAAACAAGAGAACCAGCUGUUGAGGAAAGAUCUCUCUAGCGCCGAGCUUCAGCUUCUGAAUGAGGAUAAAAGCUGGAAGGAUGAAUUACUGGAGUUAUCCCGAUCAAAACAAGCCCGAUCCGAAUCUGAGCUGCUGUGUCUGCGACAGGUGUGUGAUAACCAGCAGAAUGACCUGCAGCUGUUGAAGUUGAACUUGGAGAGUGUCCGGGAGACACUGCGACAUCAAGAGGGUCAAAGGUCGCUUGGGAGGACUGAUUCUGGUUUAGGAGCCAGUCAUGAGAUAGAAUACAGUGAUCAACAGGAAACAGAAAUAGACACAGGCUUGAUAUCCAGCCUCCAGAAUCACAGCACAGGCAGAGAUGUUCCCUCAGAUUUUACACAACAUCCUAUCGUUGAAGCAGAAACACAGACUGACUAUGUGUGUGACUUUGACCGCACAAAAACCCCUGUAGUCACAGAACAGGCAGCAGUAGGAAAUGCUGUAGAAAACAACGCUAAAGACACCUGUGCAUUGAGCCAGGGUACUAUCUGUGAAGAAGAGAGGACCGAAAAGGAAAACCCUGCAAAAGAGAACAGUUGUGAUGAGUCUGGUAACACAAGAGACAUUCAAACUCACCGCGUGUAUUGUGAGCCUGGUGCUGGUCUGGAUUUUGUGGCUGUCAUUGACUUUGACCCAGACACGGGAACUCCUGUGUGUGUUGUUGACGUGGAUGUCAGUCAAAUAUUUUGCGCUACAGAUCUGAGCCAUCUUCACUUGGAUUGCCCCUCCCCCUUACCUGAAAGUGGGCGUGGCCCCAGUCGUUUACACGAAUCUGCAUUAUGCAUUGAGUUCUUUGGCAAUGAGGAGGGCUACAGCUCAUCCACGAGUCGCUUACAGCGUUUGCUGGCCGAGUCUCGGGAAAUGGUGGCAACUUUAGAAAACUCUUCCGGGAAACCUGUCAGCAGGACGCAAAGCCCCACAAACACUAAUGCUGUCUGUCAACCCCAAAGUAGCCACGACAACGGCAGUCACCACUCCCAGUCCUCCACCGCUAGUCAAGAGGACAGCAAAAGAAGCCCGGAAAGUGACUUGUAAUGCAAAACAAGUCCACAUUUACAUCGAGGAGAUGAAGAGUGUAAAGCCACGGGGACAUGUGAGCUCCUGUUAUCAUCACUGCUUCUAAAAAAUAAAGUUUGACAAGCAAAGAAGAGUAUUGCAAAACCAAAAGUA
Messenger RNA from Triplophysa dalaica, 2217 nucleotides. It is a transcript of the gene ccdc62, whose product is annotated as coiled-coil domain containing 62. NCBI's taxonomy places the organism in Eukaryota, Metazoa, Chordata, Actinopteri, Cypriniformes, Nemacheilidae. The record is from RefSeq and is a predicted model, not a curated record. Bases 79 to 2082 code for a protein of 667 amino acids. The transcript has 14 exons.